This is a messenger RNA of Talpa occidentalis (Iberian mole), 1827 nucleotides long. RefSeq names its product keratin, type I cytoskeletal 13-like. Bases 80 to 1714 code for a protein of 544 amino acids. Gene Ontology annotation, cellular component: keratin filament. The record is from RefSeq and is a predicted model, not a curated record. The transcript has 8 exons. NCBI's taxonomy places the organism in Eukaryota, Metazoa, Chordata, Mammalia, Eulipotyphla, Talpidae. Gene Ontology annotation, molecular function: structural molecule activity.
GGCAGCACCGCGGUGGAACCCGGCAGCACAGCACCCGUUCUGACAUGGGGUGGGGCUGACAGCUGUGGGAGUGCUCCCAAUGUGGAGAGGUGAAAGAGAAUUCAAGUGUCAAAAGGGUAGUCUCCAGCAGAACAGGGCUCCCUCUGAAUCAUCCCUUUUGUUAGGAUUAAAAAAAAGCCACUUCUCCCCCAAGGCACAACCCACCCGGGACAGCAGAGGUAGCGGGCGAUGGGAAACUAGGUGCAGCUGGCAGCAAUCGGAGGGUGGGGAAGGGAGGAGGGGAGACUGGGAGACGGUCCCACCCCCGUGGAGGGUGUAUAAAAGGCCUCCACUUCGGGGAAGAGCCACCAAUCUAGGCCCAGGCCAAACCCAGCUCCUGUCCUCACCUGCUCUCCAUCUUGCCCUCACCAUGAGUUGCCGUCUGCAGAGCUCCUCUGCCAGCUACGGAGGUGGUUUCGGGGGUGGCUCCUGCCAGCUGGGAGGAGGUCGCACUGUCUCCAGCUGUUCCACCCGGUUUGUGUCUGGAGGAUCAGCUGGGGGCUACGGGGGCGGCAUGAGCUGCGGCUUUGGUGGAGGGUCUGGCUUUGGUGGCGCUGGAGGUUGUGUUGGAGGCGGCUUUGGAGGUGGCUUCGGCGGUGGCUUCGGCGGUGGCUUCGGUGGCGGCUUCGGUGACGAUGGUGGCCUCCUCUCUGGCAACGAGAAGAUCACCAUGCAGAACCUCAACGACCGCCUGGCCUCCUACCUGGACAAGGUGCGCGCCCUGGAGGCGGCCAACACAGAGCUGGAGGUGAAGAUCCGGGACUGGUACCAGAAGCAGAGCCCGUCCAGUCCGGAGCACGACUAUAGCCACUACUACAAGACCAUCGAGGAGCUCCGGGACAAGAUCCUGGCAGCCACCAUUGACAAUAACAGGGUCCUCCUGGAGAUCGACAACGCCAGGCUGGCUGCAGAUGACUUCAGGCUCAAGUAUGAAAAUGAGCUGUCCCUGCGCCAGUGCGUGGAGGCCGACAUCAACGGCCUGCGCCGGGUGCUGGACGAGCUGACCCUGUCCAAGACUGACCUGGAGAUGCAGAUCGAGAGCCUGAACGAGGAGCUGGCCUACAUGAAGAAGAACCAUGAGGAGGAGAUGAAGGAGUUCAGCAACCAGAUGGUAGGCCAGGUCAACGUGGAGAUGGACGCUACCCCUGGCAUUGACCUGACCCGCGUGCUGGCGGAGAUGAGGGAACAGUACGAGGCCAUGGCGGAGAAGAACCGGCGGGAUGCUGAGGAAUGGUUCCACAAGAAGACCGCAGAGCUGAACAAGGAGGUGUCCUCCAGCACAGAGAUGAUCCAGUCCAGCAAGACAGAGAUCACAGAGCUCAGACGCACACUCCAAGGCCUGGAGAUUGAGCUGCAGUCCCAGCUUAGCAUGAAAGCCGGCCUGGAGAGCUCGCUGGCCGAGACGGAGUGCCGCUACGCCCUGCAGCUGCAGCAGAUCCAGGGGCUCAUCAGCAGCAUGGAGGCCCAGCUGAGCGAUCUCCGCAGCGAGAUGGAGUGUCAGAACCAGCAGUACAAGAUGCUGCUGGACAUCAAGAGCCGGCUGGAGCAGGAGAUCGCCACCUACCGCAGCCUGCUGGAGGCCCAGGACUCCAAGAUGACAGGCUUCACCUCUGCCACCGGAGGAAACGCUGGUGGAACCACCCGUCGCCCCUCCGAAACCCUCCGUAGGACUUAAGUCUGCCUGGCGUGCCUCCCUCUCUCUGCGGCCCCCAGAGGAGACAGCAGACGUUCCCUGCAGGAGGGAGGCGGGUCUGUGGGCCUCAGCAGCAGGGUCCCCGCCAUCCUCCU